Molecule: messenger RNA, 1647 nt
Organism: Capronia epimyces CBS 606.96
Lineage: Eukaryota; Fungi; Ascomycota; Eurotiomycetes; Chaetothyriales; Herpotrichiellaceae
Exons: 2
Coding region: 1-1647 (548 amino acids)
Biological process (GO): DNA-templated transcription; regulation of DNA-templated transcription
Cellular component (GO): nucleus
Molecular function (GO): DNA binding; DNA-binding transcription factor activity, RNA polymerase II-specific; zinc ion binding
Source: RefSeq, a predicted model, not a curated record
AUGGAGGUCGACCCCUCCGAUCAAGCGAAGGCUGCCCAGGCCUGUGUAGCCUGCCGGAAACAAAAGAGACGAUGCGACAAAGCGUUCCCGAGCUGUGGGCUAUGUGUGCGUAUGUCUCGGCCAUGCGAUUACACUGAUACCAACUCAAGCCCAAGUGCGGACGAUUUCGCCAUCUUGCAGCAGAAGAUUACGGACUUGGAAGCCCGCCUUGAGGGUAGACGGUCGGAUUUUGGCUGGUACGAGCCAAUACGAUCCAUCAGCAAAAGUCCGGCGACAAGCCUCGACUCGGCGACUCUCAACGACAGCUCCGGUUUCUCGUCAGCAGCCUUUUUCCUCGAUGCCGAAGUCUUCGUCCAAGCCCAGAUGAGCAUCCCGCGGCUGUCGUUUGCGGUGCCCUCGGAUGUCAUAGCCAUCUUGGGGACUUCGAUUUGCGACAUUCACGAAAUCGUAGACCGGUACUUUGCCAAUGUCCAUACCUGGCUGCCGUUCAUCUCCAAGAAGCGCAUGGAGUUGACCCUGUCGAACCCUAGCCUAGAUCUGUCGGCCGACUUUGCGCUCCUCCUGCUUUCGAUGAAGCUUAUCAUCCAGGUUCCAGCUGGAGGGCCACAAAGUGUCCGGUCACCUCUCUACGCUCUGACGAAAAGGUAUUUUGCGACGGUGGAAUCCAGUGGUUUGCUAUCGUUACACACAUUGCAGGCGGAUAUCUUGGUUGCCGCGUACGAGAUAGGGCAGGCAAUUUAUCCAGCCGCGUAUCUGACAACCGGCCACUGUGCUAGAAUGGGCCACGGUCUAGGUCUCCAUGACCGUACACUUGCACCUCAGUAUUCCAGGAAGAGAAUGGGCUCGUGGGCCGAGACUGAGGAGGCUAAGCGUACCUGGUGGGCAACAAUGCUCCUGGACCGCAGGUACGUUAACUCAGGCGCCCCCGGCCGCCCCUUGGCCACCGAUGACCCCUCCAGGCGCGAUGUGCUCCCAGCAGACGAUCAAAUGUGGGACGCAGGAGAGAUGGCAACCGGCGAACCUUUAUACGUCUCUUCUCCGACUAACGUGAUCGCCGGCCCAUUUGCACGGACUUGCCAGGCAACCCAUCUGCUGGGUAGACUGAUCCGAUUGGCGAAUGAUCAGCUCCUGGACUCUCCUCUACGAUUUACGGAAGCGAUACACCUGUUUCGCACGCUUCAAGCGUUGGCCAAUCUACUUCAGGGGGAUGCACAACAGUUGCCGGAGCGUUAUGGGACUGCGCUGGCCUUGUGUUGCUCCGCUUUGCUCCGUCUCUCCGAUCGUUUCGCAUGUACCGAAACGAACGGGGGCAAUCACACGGUGGAAGAGACCGAGAUGCAGACCCUUGCGAUUUCAGGGAUGAAGGGGACAGCGGCUGAUGCUCUGCAAUUCAGCCAGCUCCUGAUGCUGAGCAUGAUAGCAAGUCCUGCUGCAACCAGUCCGUUGAUUGGCGACUGUCUCUAUAUGGCAGCAGCCACCUAUGCGUGGCUCGCCCACGAGUCGGGAUUAAGAGAAAUGGGUGAAGCAUACCAUCAGCUCCGAAAAUCGCUGGAAACCAUGAAUUGUCGUUGGGCGGUAGCCAGCCAAUACCUUGGUCUUCUCGACAAAGCUAAAGAAACCCUCUACCCUGACUGCUUACUGCUAUGA